UUCACAUUACAGUUCUUUUUCAAACGGUUCCGAGUCAAUGUCACGGACGGGUGUUCUUGGUGGAGCAACUCUGUAGCGAGUGUUGUGUUGGUACUUAUCGUCGCGGCUAGAGUUUCGAUUCCCACCUCCUUCGGGACGUUGGGGGCAGUGAAGCUAGUUGGCUUAGUUGGCGAAUGGCAAUGCUAAAGUGAAGACAAGGAAAGUGCGAUCAAUUUUGAUGCUAAGUGGAAACUAUCAAUAAGGCCACCUCUACUGGGAGGGCCAAGUGAAAUUUUGAAGUAGUGGUGAUUCCUUGAGAUAAUAACUUACCGGGAAUAAAAUGAUAGAUUAAGUUUCGAAGAACCAGUUCUAUUAUUUUCGGUGGAUUAAAACAAGGCAUUCAGAGGAGUGCCAAAAAAAAAUGAAGUUACUGUCGGGAUUGAUUGGUGGACUAGUUCUGCUUAAAGUGGUAUCAGCAACAAAGGUGGUGGAUUCCAACGAGGAUUUAGAUGAUUCGGUGGUUGUCGAAGCUAGCGAACUAAAACCACGGCAACCGCGACAUAUAUGGCUAAGUACGCGUACUACCACAUGGGCGCAGGCACUGGGCGACGGAAGCCCCUGUCUGACAUCGAAGGGACAUCUUGGCUUCUGUACAUCGUUUAGGAAAUGUUAUCCUUAUUUCAAGGUUCCUGAUCUGAGCGUGUGGGAAUCUUGGGUCCUUGGAAACUACGAUACUUGUAGUUACUUUAACGACCAGGGCAGACAAGCAUUCGGAGUAUGUUGCACAAACCCUAUCACACCUUUUCCUUCCACGGAAACAACCACCGAAUCAAUAGCUGUACCUCCCGUAGUCGAAAGUGGUAUCGAAAUAACUGGAGACACUCAGAAGAAACCACCCAAGAAUAACAACUACCCCAGUUGGCCACCACCUGUUCCGACCCAUCCUCCAGAUCAUACAGCGGCCACGCAUCCACCCUCUUUCACGUCGACUGUUGCUUCUUUCACCGAAUCGCCAACUAAGCCAACCACAAGACCGACGAAUAGACCUGGCAGCACAACAUGGCCUACGAAACCGAGACCACCGACGGAGGUCAAUCAACCAACGAAACCCCCUAUGGUUUGGCCUCCACCAAUUGUCACUCAUCCCCCGAUGCCAACGGUCGAAGUCACCACUGCAAGGCCAGUGGGAAGUCCGGGUGGUGGAGCAGGAGUCAUCAAUGCGGGAUGCGGAAUGAAAAAUGGAAAUCCGGAUACGGAACGAAUCGUCGGUGGUCACAAUGCUGAUCCAAACGAGUGGCCGUGGAUCGCUGCCCUGUUCAACAAUGGCAGACAAUUUUGUGGAGGAUCACUGAUCGACAACAUCCACAUCCUUACGGCAGCUCACUGUGUAGCUCACAUGACCUCCCUGGACGUUUCACGAUUGUCCGUAAAGCUGGGUGACCACAAUAUCCGAAUUAACACCGAGGUGCAACACGUGGAACGACGCGUCAAACGAUUGGUACGACACCGUGGCUUCGAUUCGCGAACAUUGUAUAACGACGUUGCCGUGCUAACCAUGGAUCAACCGGUUCAAUUCUCGAAAUCGGUUAGACCUAUUUGCCUACCGGCAGGCGACAGCGGCUCUCUGGUCAGAGGAGCAACAGCAACCGUUAUUGGUUGGGGAAGCUUGCAAGAAAAUGGACCUCAACCAUCUAUUUUACAGGAAGUGAACCUCCCUAUCUGGUCCAAUACCGACUGCAGCAGGAAAUAUGGCGCGGCCGCUCCCGGAGGUAUCAUUGAAACAAUGUUGUGCGCUGGACAGGCAGCAAAGGACUCAUGUAGCGGAGAUUCAGGCGGGCCGUUAAUGGUCAACAGCGGUCGAUGGACUCAGGUCGGUAUCGUUUCUUGGGGUAUCGGAUGCGGGAAAGGUCAAUACCCUGGGGUAUACAGUCGAGUUACAGCGUUCAUGCCUUGGAUUACGAAGAAUACACAAGACAAUUGAUGUGUAUGAAAGAGAAUAUUCAAUUGUUUCAACGAAAUAGUAUAGUAUUACUUCUAAUUGCUGCCAUUUUACUAAGAAGAUUUUUUUUUGUAAAAAUAAACUGUCAACAAAUGUCUGUUUUGAACAGGUUCAAAUGAUC
This is a messenger RNA of Ochlerotatus camptorhynchus, 2099 nucleotides long. Its product is annotated as lethal (2) k05911. Lineage: Eukaryota; Metazoa; Arthropoda; Insecta; Diptera; Culicidae. Gene Ontology annotation, molecular function: serine-type endopeptidase activity. The transcript has 7 exons. Gene Ontology annotation, biological process: proteolysis. The record is from RefSeq and is a predicted model, not a curated record. Bases 401 to 1960 code for a protein of 519 amino acids.